CUUGAUUUAAUUUCUAGGCGACUCAAGUAAUAUAGAGAAAAAGGAAAGAAAAUUUUUUAUUCGUUGUGUUUUCUUUUUCAGAUCGAAAAAAAGUAGCUCCGCCGAUAGUGGAGCAUUAAGGUGGAGUGAGCUACCCAGAUCACCACCGGCCACCGCCUACAGAACGGCGUCUAUGGCGGAGGAAGCAUGAGAUUUUGCAGCGAACGGCGUUGUUUCCUCUUCUUCCUUCCCCUCGUCUUCUUCCUUCCUCAUCUCCUCUCCGUUUUAGAAUUGCAUCAUGACCUAACCUCGCAAGGUCAGCCCAACAAACGUAGCAAGAAAUUCGAUCAUUUAAUUCUUGGCCCUGCCGCCGGCCAAGGCCACCCCGAUCGAUUGCAAUGCUCAGGCACCAAAGCGCUCAACAACACCCAUUUGCCUGCUACUUCUAAUUCGGCCGAUACUGGGAACAACAUUCACUUUGUAACUGUCUUUACCAUUUACAAUGCGUCGCAGGAUUCCAAAGUGAUUGGCAGAUCAACUGACAUUGUAAAAGUUGGGGAUGCUUCAUACAGUAAAGUGGAGAGGUCGAUGGCUGUUUUGAAUGUCUUCAUCAACUUCAUUCAGGUUUCAAUGCCCCAGAGUAAUGUAAUGAUUUUAACUGAUCCAGCUUCAGAUCUACCAGUACGUAGACAGAGAGUAACUGUGUAUCCGAUACAGGGUGAAUAUUCACGAGACACAUUGAUGCUUCAAAGAAUCAGGUCUUACAUUAGCUUUCUAGAUACAAGACUUGAGGAGCAACGACGGGGUCCAAGACACAUCAAUCAUUACUUCUUCACAGACUCAGAUAUGGCAGUGGUUGGUGAUUUAGGAGAAAUUUUUCAUAAGCAUCCGAAGUUUCAUUUGGCUCUCACUUUUAGAAAUAACAAAGCACAGCCUCUGAAUUCAGGGUUUAUAGCUGUGAGAGGUACUGAAGAUGGAAUUCAAAGGGCAAAGGCUUUUCUCCAAGAAGUACUGAAAAUAUACAGUUCAAAAUUCAUGAAAGCAUCACGAAUGCUUGGAGAUCAAUUAGCUCUUGCAUGGGUUGUAAGGUCAAAUCCUUCAUUUGAUGCAAGGAAAUUUAGUAAAGCAGAAACAUUUGUAGAAGAAAUCAAUGGUGCUUCAGUACUUUUCUUACCAUGCGCCUUGUACAAUUGGACACCACCAGAGGGUGCAGGUCAAUUCCAUGGCAUGCCCUUGAAUGUUAAGGUUGUUCAUUUCAAAGGAUCAAGGAAACGCCUAAUGCUUGAAUCUUGGAACUUCUUUCGAUCCUCUUCAAGCAUCUCAGACAUGUUGUGCCUUAUUUUAAGUAGUGGACGGACAAAGUAUGAUUUCUAAACUGAGUUUUUAGAACUGUAUUUUAUGCAGAAAACAAGAGCCACAGUUGUUUUCUUUCUUUUUUUAGCCUCAAAUCCAUUUGAGGGAUAUCUCCUUCCUGCGACCACUUCUUACAUUGUUCAAAAGCUUUGUAUAUUGUACCUUUUUUUAUUUUAUAUAUUAAAAAAACUUCCAUUCUUUUUUCA
This is a messenger RNA of Benincasa hispida (wax gourd), 1538 nucleotides long. RefSeq names its product polyphosphatidylinositol phosphatase. The record is from RefSeq and is a predicted model, not a curated record. NCBI's taxonomy places the organism in Eukaryota, Viridiplantae, Streptophyta, Magnoliopsida, Cucurbitales, Cucurbitaceae.